AUCCAUGUGUACCACUUCUUGGGAAUUCAAAUCCUAAACUUAAAGAUGUAGAAAAUUGUUUAACGAGUUUCCCAUAUAAUAAGACUAGAGCUAAAUCGACCAUUGAAACGUUAAAAUCGCUCACCAAUGAUUUCUAUGUAUUCAACAAUCAAGCUAAAGAACAACCACAUCCAGGAUUUACAUUUGAUCCAAUUGAUCUAGAAAAGGAAUUAGAUAAAAUUCUUGCCACUAAUUAUAAAACGGAUUACAAUUUUCUGACUGAUAUACGAAAACUUUAUAUUAAACUCCAUGACGGGCAUACACAAUUCUACGCUUCUUUUUUCCAUGAUUUCCUUGAUUCUACAAAUAUCGAUUGCGAAGUAACAUUGAUCAAUUCUAAACCUGCCAUUGAAGAAAUUACAAAUUUUGCCAAAAAUAAUAGUUUCAUAUCGCGUGAUUUGGGUGUGCGUUUUAAUAAUGCAUUAACAUCUUUAUCUUUAGUAAAUGGUGUCCUUGAUAUAUCAGGUCUUGGAAGUGAAUUUGUUUUGCGAGAAGAUAUCCCUGAAUCGGAUGGUAUUGAAUACACUUUAAAUUGUCCAAACAAUAAACAACCAAAAAAUUUUAAGAGAGAAUGGCUUAUAGGUUCAACUUACACAACUGGUUUCAAGGAUUCCAAAAGUUUCUUUGAAAAUAAUUGUUUGUGGACAAUUAAUGAUGCGACUUCCAAAAAAGUCAUAGACCCCCAAAAAACUAUUCCAUAUAGUCAUCACUAUGUUAAAACAUUAACUGAAACUGAAUCUGAUACACCCAAUACUUCUAAACCAAAAUACAGUUUAAGUCAAGCUACUUUAGUAUUUGCAACUUAUAGAAAGGCCAUUCAAUUUUAUCAAUCUGGUGAUAUUGGAAUUGUAGUUGUUAGUACAGUACCUCUGGGUGCCGAUUUAGUAAAAGGAUUUAAAUUGUUGGCUGAAAAAGGAGUUAAGAAGCUUGUUCUUGAUUUAUCAAAUAAUCGCGGUGGUUCCGUUGUUUUUGCUGAAUAUUUUAAUUCUUUCUUUGUACCUUCUAAACGUGCCAUCUUUCCUGAUGAUAUAUCUGUUGAAUCUCCAUUAGUGAGAAAAGCAAUUAAUGCUUCCGUUGGCACGAAUGGUGUGUUUGAUCCCACUUCUUUUAUUGACUUCCGAACCGGCAAAUAUUUUAAGAAUGCAGCAGAUUUUAUAGGAUCUAAUAAAUAUAAAAGAGGUGGUACCCUUUCAAGCUAUUCUAACAAACAUAAUUUUGAGCCUAAUAGUGAAAAAAAAUUAAAAUUGCCUUGGAAUAAUACAAACACGAUUAUUAUUACUAAUGGUGUUUGUGGUUCAGCUUGUUCUCUUAUUACUGAAUUUCUUAGCGAAGCUGGUAAAAUACGUACAAUUGCUGUAGGAGGUCUUUAUGAAGAGAAAUUAUCAUAUUCUUCAUUUACAGGAGGAAAUAAUUUGGAUAGUGAUGAUAUUUUUAGAUUUUUAAUUGAUUUAAAAAUAAAAUAUGUACCAGAUUUUGAGUAUUUAGGUACUUCUCUUGGCUUCAAUUUCAGAGAGGCAUAUAGUUUAAAAGAUCCUAAUGUGGUAUUAGAUUUUGAUUUUCGACCAGCUGAUUUUAGGUUAUAUUAUAAUGAAAAGAAUGCUAGAGAUCCAAGUUUAUUAUGGGAGGAUGCUACCCGAAGAAAAAUGGUUGAUCUUGAUAAUAUACCGCAAGAACUUCGCGAACAAAUUUAUAUUAUACAACAAUGGAUGAGAGAUUUAAGACUUGACGGAGAUCUUGAAAUUAGUAGAAAUGGUAUUAAAUAUAAUGGUCAACCGAUAGAUAUAUCUACCGUAACCAUUGGUGAAUUAAAACGGAUCUCCAGGCGAAGAAGAAAGAGGGAAUUGUAA
Molecule: messenger RNA, 1886 nt
Organism: Diversispora eburnea
Lineage: Eukaryota; Fungi; Glomeromycota; Glomeromycetes; Diversisporales; Diversisporaceae
Source: the annotation of a GenBank genome assembly